Pogoniulus pusillus (Red-fronted tinkerbird) is the source of this 2397-nucleotide messenger RNA. It is a transcript of the gene HOXA3, whose product is annotated as homeobox A3. Gene Ontology annotation, molecular function: DNA-binding transcription factor activity, RNA polymerase II-specific; RNA polymerase II cis-regulatory region sequence-specific DNA binding. Gene Ontology annotation, biological process: anterior/posterior pattern specification; regulation of transcription by RNA polymerase II; embryonic skeletal system morphogenesis. The coding region runs from base 221 to 1462 and encodes 413 amino acids. NCBI's taxonomy places the organism in Eukaryota, Metazoa, Chordata, Aves, Piciformes, Lybiidae. The record is from RefSeq and is a predicted model, not a curated record. The transcript has 3 exons. Gene Ontology annotation, cellular component: nucleus.
AAAAAAAAAAAAAAAAAAAAAAAAAAAAAAAAAAAAAAAGGAAAGGGAAAAAAAAAAAAGAGCGAGAGCAUGCUGGCUUCCGCCUCAGUCGUCAGAAGUUAAGGUCUGCCCGGAGAGGCCAUUGGAGGAAGAGUGCCACGUGACAGAGGGGUGCCAAUGUUAUUCUCCAAGGGUGUCAAGACCCUGUCAGUUUGUGAAAUAAAUAUUGGGAAACAACGAAAUGCAAAAAACGACCUACUACGACAGCUCUGCAAUCUAUGGUGCCUACCCCUACCAAGGAGCAAAUGGUUUCACUUAUAAUGCAAGUCAGCAGCAAUAUCCUCCAUCUUCAUCACUUGUGGAAACUGAGUACCACCGUCCUGCGUGCUCCCUCCAGUCCCCUGGCAGCUCUGUGACCCACCACAAGGCCAAUGACAUCAGUGAGAGUUGCAUGAGGACCCUCCCCAGCCAGCCUCUCCAGACCCCCGGCCUCACUGACACACAGGCUCCACCACAGCCACCUCCAGCCCAGCAGGCACAACCUCCACCUCCGUCCUCUGCCUCGCCAUCUCAAAAUGCCAGCAGCAACCCUGCCCCAGCCAACCCCACCAAGAGCCCAGCUCUUAACUCACCCACCAUGUCCAAACAGAUAUUCCCAUGGAUGAAAGAAUCUCGGCAAAACACGAAGCAGAAAAACAGCAGUUCCAGUUCAGGUGAGAGUUGUGCUGGUGAUAAAAGCCCUCCGGGGCAAGCCUCCUCUAAGAGAGCCCGUACAGCUUACACAAGUGCCCAGCUGGUAGAACUGGAAAAGGAAUUCCACUUCAAUAGGUACCUUUGCAGACCACGAAGGGUAGAGAUGGCUAAUUUACUCAAUCUAACAGAAAGACAGAUCAAAAUCUGGUUUCAGAACCGCAGAAUGAAAUACAAAAAGGAUCAAAAGGGCAAGGGCAUGAUGACCUCUUCAGGAGGACAGUCCCCAAGCAGAAGCCCUGUCCCUCCAGCUGCUGGGGGAUAUCUAAACUCUAUGCAUUCUUUAGUAAACAGUGUACCCUAUGAGCCCCAGUCACCUCCACCAUUUAACAAGCCUCAUCAAAACAGCUAUGGCAUCCCUGCAUCAUAUACCACUCCUCUUAAUAAUUGCCCACCUCCUCAAAAAAGAUACACGGGGACGGCAGCUGUGACACCUGAAUACGAUACUCAUCCUCUUCAAGGCAACGGUUAUGGGAAUCCACAUAUACAGGGAAGCCCCGUCUAUGUAGGGGGCAACUACGUGGAGACCAUGACCAAUUCUGGGCCUUCCAUCUUUGGUCUAACUCAUCUCCCUCAUCCUCCCUCUGGCAACAUGGACUACAGUGGGGCUGGGCCAAUGGCCAACAAUCACCACCAUGGACCUUGUGAUCCACACCCAACAUACACAGACCUUACCGCUCACCAUCCUUCUCAGGGAAGAAUUCAGGAAGCACCCAAACUCACCCAUCUGUAAGAGACAGUGGUCACUAAGUGGAAUACCAAGCCCCCAACUUUUGGAAAGUACUCUCCUUCUCUUCUUUCUCUCCUCCUCCCUCCAUGUGACCUCCCCUUCUUAUUUCUUUUGUUCGUUUUGGUUUGUUUUGUUUCCUUUGGUAAAAGCGUUUUCUAGUUUAUGUGACGUAGCAAUAUUUGUUGCUUGAAUUGCUCCAUAGUUUCACUAGUGAAUAUUUAUCUUCUCGAACUGUAGCCUUGUGUCUCACUUUGAGAGUAUGCAGAGGCUUUAUACUUUACCUUCUACGCUUUUAACAAAACAGGGUAUAUGAACAAAUUUUCUAUAAAGGGAAUUCUUAAAUGUGAAUUUGUUCGUACAUGAUUGAUCCCAUGGGGAAGCAAUUUUUUUUAUUGCACUUCUUUUAAAUAGCGAGAAAGACAUCAAAAGCUCUUGGACAGGGACUCCCUGGGCAAUUAUUAAUACGUGUAAGUCUUUCAAUGUGUGUAUGCUGGUGAACAUUCAGAUUUAUUUAUUUUCUUUUUUUUUUUUUUUUUGCAAACAUUGAAUAAUCUAAGUGUUUAAAAUUUUAUUUAUCCCCAUUUGUUCAUAUUUAUAUAUAUAUAAAAGAAAAAAAAAAAACCCUUGUACCCUGAAUAUUCAGGAGGUAUUUACCUGGCCAUAUGUUAGAUGGCAUAUCGGCAAGCAUAGGAAAUCUCAUUUGAAAGGGAACUAUAACUCCUUUUAUUAAAAAUGGUGGUGAUGAUGAUGAUGAUGAUGAUGAUAACAAUGAUGAUGCAAUAAAAUCUGGGAAAAAAAUAUCAUGGUUUGAAUAUUUUAUGCUUGUAAGAUCCAGCUUAGGUGGAAAGCGUGUGAAGCUGAAAAAGGCUAGAUUUGUUUUGAAAGUUAUACAUUCCUUGCUGCUCAUGUUCUGAAAAAAAAAAAAAAAAAGAAAACAA